ACUUCCCCGGGAUCCUCAGCACCGCCCGGAGCUGCUCCGACAUCCCGGGAUUCUUUCCUCCUCCCGGUGUCUGGCACCGGGUCGGGGCAGAGAGAACUGGAGGUGUCCCCAGAGCCUGCAUGGACCCCUGGGUGAGGGAUGGGGCUGAGGAACCUCUGGAGCAGUGGCCAACAACUGAGCAGCGGCCGGUGGGGCACUGGUCGGUGGCAGAGGUGGGGUCCUGGCUGGCAGCCCGUGGCUGGGCCGGGGACCUGGUGGAGGUGGCCCGGGACCACCACGUUUCGGGCCGGGUUCUGCUGCGGGUGACAGAGGGGACCCUGCAGCGCAUGGGGGUGACCCCGGGGGGCCGGCGCCGGGACCUCCUGCGGGACGUCCUGAGGCUGCGGCUGCAGCAGGAGCUGCGGGACCUGCUGAGCAUCGCUGCGGGUGAGCCAUCCCCGCACGGCCCGGGGACACGGGGGGCGGUGGGCGCCCGGGCUGGGCGGUGCUCAGCGUCACCUCUGUCCCCAGAGUGA
This is a messenger RNA of Calypte anna (Anna's hummingbird), 515 nucleotides long. Its product is annotated as protein aveugle-like. Bases 120 to 515 code for a protein of 131 amino acids. Gene Ontology annotation, molecular function: protein binding. The record is from RefSeq and is a predicted model, not a curated record. Gene Ontology annotation, cellular component: cytoplasmic side of plasma membrane. The transcript is spliced from 4 exons. NCBI's taxonomy places the organism in Eukaryota, Metazoa, Chordata, Aves, Apodiformes, Trochilidae. Gene Ontology annotation, biological process: cell surface receptor protein tyrosine kinase signaling pathway.